AUGGGAGUAUCUACUGGCACCGGCUUCAAUGGCUCCAACCGCGAUAACCCGGAUCCGUCAAAGGUGCUUGGCGUUUUCAACCUGUCGAGAAGGACAGACGAGGAGUCGUUGCGUAAAGUGUUUGGCCGCUUUGGUGAAAUCGAUAGGUUGAAACUUAUCCGCGAUCGUUUCACGAUGGAAUCCCGCUGUUUCGGUUUCGUUAAAUUUGUUCACCAAGCUGAUGCCACGGACGCUAGGCAUGAAGUAAAUGGCGUCGAGCUUGACGGACGCUCGCUGCGUGUGGAUUACUCUGUCACCGACCAUGCCCAUGAACCAACUCCUGGAUUGUACUGUGGCGAGGCUAGGCAAAGGGAUUACGACCGCAGGCGCCGA
Messenger RNA from Mesorhabditis spiculigera, 372 nucleotides. NCBI's taxonomy places the organism in Eukaryota, Metazoa, Nematoda, Chromadorea, Rhabditida, Rhabditidae. The record is from the annotation of a GenBank genome assembly.